Molecule: messenger RNA, 2326 nt
Organism: Syngnathoides biaculeatus (alligator pipefish)
Lineage: Eukaryota; Metazoa; Chordata; Actinopteri; Syngnathiformes; Syngnathidae
Product: putative transmembrane protein INAFM2
Exons: 1
Coding region: 493-789 (98 amino acids)
Source: RefSeq, a predicted model, not a curated record
CUUUUGAGAGAUCUUCUUGGGAUGUGGGAGGACACCCGAUUGCCCACCCAAAGAAAACCCACGCGGGCUCCGGGAGAACGCGAAAAACUCCACACAGGCGGGGCCGGGAUCGAACCCGCGUCCUCUCAACUGUGAGGCCAACGCUUUUACUAGCUGAUUCGCCGUGCGUGCCGCCACUUUUCGUUUCCGAUAUUAACUGGGAAAUGUUACAUUUUAGUUUGAAACGCCUCCCGGAAGCGAGCGAGCGGUCCGCCCCGGGUCCGGCUUGACAGCCGUCCCAUCCGGCACCGCACCGGAGCCACCAGGAGUUCACUUGUCCCGCUGCAGGCAAAGACGACGAGCGGCCGGAACGGCAGCAGCAGGAGGAGGAGGAGCAGAAGCGGAUCCCCGGCGACCGUCGAGCAUCGCCGCAUCGCCGCCCGGGUCCGGGUCCGGGUCGUCCGGGCUCCCUCCGCGGACCGUCCCGCCUCAGAUGAUCUCCACGCCGGCGAGAUGAAAGCAGCCGACGGGGGGGCCGGCGUGACCGUGGACAAGUUGAACGGCGACCCCAAGCGGAGGCCCAGCUACCCCGGGGAGCCGCGCGCCAAGCACGCCAGCAUGUCCGCCAAGGUGUGGGUCAAAGUGGCCAUGGCCAUCGCUUACUUCCUGUGCGUGUCGGUGGCCGCCUUCAUCCUGGUGGUCUACUACGUCUUCUUCUGGAAGCCCGACCCGCACAACAACGGCACCGGCACCGGCACCGCUGGAGCCGAGCCGCACAACCGCACCGACUGCGCGUCCAAAUUCGGAUGAGUGAGGAGGGGGUCGGCCCGGAUUUGUCGACGUGGUGGCUGAUGGGGGUCACCCGAAAGUGGCCCGAACGUUUGCUUCUCCUUGAAGGUCGUCCCAAACCUGGCUCUAUUUAAUAAACACUUUAUUCACCUUGUAGGACCUCCAGGUAUGGACCACCGCCCCCCACCGCCACCAUAAAAAAAAAAAAGUGUCUCAUUCAAUAUUUACAAACGCUGACUCAGCAACUAUUGUAUGUAACCCCUUUUAAAGCUAAACACUUUACUUACCUUGAAGGACCUCCCUAUUAUGCAUUCUAACGACUACCUCCAGCACCUCAAUUCUUUUGAAAUAUUAUUAUUAUUUUUAGUCUGUGUGUGUGUGUGUUUCCCUUUAAAUGAAAAUGACACUCCCGCCCAGUAUUAUUACUGCAUUGUAUUAUUUCAUUUCUAGCAAAAAGAGCAUGAAACAACAUUGCAGUUAAUGUUUGGGGGAGGGGGCCAUAUGUAACAGAUUUGUAAUCCAUAUUUUGAGGGAGAUUUUUCAGUGCUCCUUGACGAUGCCGAACCUUUGACCGUCCCAACACGGCUCUGACAUUUUAAUAUUGAUAAAACCCUGACGUGCAGCCCCGGAACGCUUGUUCGACACUUUAUUGACCUUAAGGGACCUCCAGGACUGACCUCUCCCAAAGGUUUCGAUUUAAUAUUUCAAAAAUGACGACUCAGCAACUAUGAAGGCAGUUUUCAAGCUUGUUAAACAUUUGAUUGACCUCGAAGGGCCGCUACCUCCAGUAGUCUGAAGCUCCAUUUGAAAUGAUUUUCCCAAACUUCUGCAGUCUCCCGGCUCCAAAAUUAUUAAAAUGAUUUUUCCCCACAUGUUUACAUAAUUGCUACAUAAACGUGUAAAAGGAAACCAUCACCCAAAAAGCUCACACGUCCUUAAAUGAUGCUUUUGAUCUUAAUAUUAGUAAUUAAAAAAAAUAACAAUAACAAUAACGGUAUGCUUUAUUAGUCAUAUUUGUUGAAUUUCUAAUUGUUUACACAGAGAAACAUUUCCAAAUUUAAUCUAAUAUUUAUCCGUAAUAUAAUGACAUUUGCCGUUUAAAAAUUCCACAGAACAAAAUAAUUUUUGGGGGGACAUUUAUCAGUAUUUUGCGGACACUUUCACUGGGAUUCACUUUACAAGACUUUUAAGAUAAUAUUCUCAUUUUUUCUAAUUAAUUUUGCCUCGAAAAAAAAAGGUCUUAAAAUAUUUGAAGUUUGACGUUGACUUCGCAAAUGCAUCAUUCAUAGUUUGCGCAGCAAUAUAAUGACAUUUGCCGUUUAAAAAUUCCACAGAAAAUAAUUUUUUGGGGAGGUUUAUCAGUAUUUUGCGGACACUUUCACUUGGAUUCACUUUACAAGACUUUUAAGAUAAUAUUCUCAUUUUUUUUCAAAUUAAUUUUGCCUAGAAAUUAAAUGUCUUGAAAUAUUUGAAGUUUGACGUUGACUUCGCAAAUGCAUCAUUCAUAGUUUGCGCAGCACCUGCUCACAUUAUGGUCGCGCGAUGUGAUAAAUUUAAU